Molecule: messenger RNA, 2702 nt
Organism: Syzygium oleosum
Lineage: Eukaryota; Viridiplantae; Streptophyta; Magnoliopsida; Myrtales; Myrtaceae
Product: G-type lectin S-receptor-like serine/threonine-protein kinase LECRK3
Exons: 1
Coding region: 196-2520 (774 amino acids)
Biological process (GO): protein phosphorylation; recognition of pollen
Molecular function (GO): ATP binding; protein serine/threonine kinase activity
Source: RefSeq, a predicted model, not a curated record
CCUCCUCUUCCAUCAGAAAACAACCAUCCCGGUCCUUACUCAGUUGACUUGGACUUAGUAACCUCGAGUCAGAUUCAGUUCGAAUGUCCGGCCUUUAAGACACAGAACAGUUCUAAUCUAAAUCAUCAGUUUGAGUACUGAUAAGAGCAGACUGAGACCAGAAACAUCGGUCACAUAGCCAUUCCCUACUCAUUCAUGGCUCUUGCCUUGUUGUUCCUUGUCCUGGUGUCGAUGUUCGCAACUUCAGCUUCGCAGAAACAGAUGAACGUAAGCCGAGGCUCGGCUCUGAUGCCCAAAACCAACUCAUCCUGGCUCUCAGCUUCGGGUUUCUACGCAUUUGGUUUCUACCAGAGAGGCAAUGGCUAUGGCCUUGGAGUUUUCCUAGCGGGAAUCCCGCUGCAGACCGUGGUCUGGACUUUCAAACGAGACAGCCCUCCAUUUCCAAGCAACGCCACCCUGCAAUUCACAACUGACGGAAGGCUGAUCCUACAGUCAUGGUUGCCAGGACAAUUCACAGACGUCGCUGUUCCUGCUGAAUCUGCCAUUUCGGCUUCGAUGCUUGACUCUGGCAAUUUCGUUCUUUAUGAUUCCAACCGGGGCAUAAUCUGGCAAACCUUCGACUCUCCCACGGACAGCCUCUUGCCAGGCCAGAAUCUCUCUGCGGGCCAUCAGUUGGUGUCGAGUGCUUCGGAGUCCGAUCAGUCAUCGGGUGUGUUCCGUAUCAAGAUGCAACAUGAUGGUAAUCUCGUGCAGUACCCAGUGAACUCGAUAGACGAACCCGCCUACGCGUACUGGUCGACUGAGACAGGCGGUAUAGGAGACAACAUCACGCUCCAUAUGGACGGUGAUGGCUUUCUCUACCUCUUGAACCCCGCCGGUCAAUAUGUGAGCAAUGUCACCCGGAAAGGACUCCCAAGUAACAACAGGAUGUAUCUCGCGAGGAUCGAUGUGGACGGUAUUUUCAGAUUAUACUCUUAUGACACGAUUAUGAAAGCAAAUUGGUCUAUUGUUUGGAAUUCCACAGGUGACCUAUGCAGCCCGAAGGGGAUAUGCGGGCUCAACAUGUACUGUGUGACAAUCGACCCGAAAGUCAGCUGUGUGUGCCUUCCGGGAUUUGCACCGGUCCAAGAGGGAAACUGGAUGUCAGGUUGCGAAAGGAACUUCACCCAAGAGAGCUGCAAAAGAACGGGUGAAAACGCUGACUACACCAUCCAGCCGAUUGCAAACACCGUGUGGGAAGACGAUUCAUACUCUGUCCAGCAAUUACCAACCAUUGAGGAAUGUCAAUCCACAUGUUUGCCCGACUGCAAUUGCGCUGUUGUGAUAUACAACAACGGUGUGUGUAAAAAGCAAGGCCUCCCUCUGAGGUUCGGCAGGAGAGACCUUGCCAAUUCGAACACAGUUUCCAUCAAGUUGAGUACAGCUACAUCGGAUGUAAAUGCACCGAAGCGAAUCAAAAAGCAGAUCAGGAUUGACAUUUUGGUCGUGAGUGUUUCGUUGAUCGCUUUGGCGUUGAUAAUUCUAGUCUCUCUCGGGGUCCUUGUUUACCGGAACAGGCUUUCGGGACAUCAAAUGUAUUUAGAGCAUGGAGUCAGCAUCGGAUCGAUAGAGGAUGUUGGACCGAGACUCUUCACUUACGAGGAGCUCAAGGAAGUGACCAAGGAUUUCAAGGAUGAGAUCGGUAAGGGGGCGUUUGGAACAGUUUACAAAGGCGCGCUGCUGAAUCGUCGGAAAGUGGUAGCCGUCAAGAGGCUCGAGAACAUCUCUUCCGAUGGGGACAUCGAAUUCCAAACCGAGGUGAAAAUCAUCGGGAGGACUCAUCACCGGAAUCUGGUCUGCCUGCUCGGUUAUUGUCAAGAUGGACCCAACAGGCUUUUGGUGUAUGAAUAUAUGACCAAUGGCUCACUCGCGGAUCUGCUCUUUACACCCGAAAGAGAGCUUCAUUGGGAUGAAAAAAUGGGCAUCGCUCACGAUAUAGCCAGAGGCCUCCUUUACCUCCACGAGGAGUGUGAGACGCAGAUCAUCCACUGCGAUAUAAAGCCUCACAACAUACUAAUUGACAAGAAUGGGAGGGCGAAAAUAUCUGAUUUCGGACUGUCAAAGAUGUUGAAGCCGGAUCAGACCAAGACCAUGACUAGAAUCCGGGGAACCAGAGGGUACGUCGCGCCGGAGUGGCACAAGAAACGACCCGUGACAGUGAAAGCCGACAUCUAUAGCUUCGGGAUUGUGUUACUGGAGAUAAUUUGCAGCCGGAGGAGCUUGGAUUUCUGCCGCUCUGAGGACGAAGCGGUUCUCGAAGAAUGGGUUUAUGGAUGCUUUCAGGCCGGUGAGCUGGCAAAGCUAGUGGACUCCGAGGAGGUCGAAACAAAGCAACUGGAGAGGAUGGUUAAAAUAGGAUUGUGGUGUGUCCUGGAAGAGCCAUCGUUUCGUCCCUCCAUGAGGAAGGUGUUGCUGAUGCUCGAAGGCACCGUGGAUAUCCCCGUACCGCCUUCUCCGACUUCCUUCCUCAGUUCCACUUGACUGUCUUCUUCAUCUCUCCCACUUCCCUCCUUGCUGAAAUUUGUCAAUAAUGUGAGUGAUUUGAGCUGAAGCAUGCGACUAUGCUCGGUCUAUUUUCGUUUUCUUGAUGCUUUAAGUACUGUUGCUUGAUACAAUUCCAGUUGCUUAAUGUAAUUAUAAUGAAGUAUUAGCAAAUUUGCUCA